AUGGGAGCAUCAGAAGCUGGGGCAAUGUUCUUGAAAGUUGUUAAUUGUGAAGGUGAGCAUAAAGACAAGUUUUUUAUUUCCAACUUAAUUAGUCAAGCAAUUGAAGAAGUUGGACAUCAGAAUGUCAUUCAAGUCAUUAUAGAAAAUGCUCCCGUGUGUAGUGCAGCUGGUUUACUCAUUGAAAGUAAGUACCCGAAUAUCUUUUGGACACCAUGUGUAGUUCACACAUUGAAUCUUGCUCUUAAGAACAUUUGUGCUCCAAAAGAAACAGGGGGUACUGCUUUUGUUUAUGAUGAAUGUCACUGGAUCACACUUUGUGUUGAUGAUGUGAUGUUUAUCAAAAACUUCAUCAUGAACCAUUCCAUGCGGCUAGCUAUUUUCAAUGAAUUCGUACCCUUGAAGUUGCUUGCUGUUGCAGACACAUGUUUCGCAUCUGCCAUUGUCAUGCUCAAAAGGUUUAAACUUGUAAAGCGUGGCCUCCAAUCAAUAGUUAUUAGUGACCAGUGGGUUUCUUACAAAGAAGACGAUGUUGGGAAAGCAACAUCUAUGAAGGAAAAAUUAUUGAAUGAUGUGUGGUGGGAUAAGAUUGAUUACAUUUUGUCUUUUACAUUGCCUAUCUAUGAGAUGCUUAGGUUUUGUGACACUGACAAACCAUGCCUUCACUUAGUCUAUGAAAUGUGGGACACCAUGAUUGAAAAGGUGAAGGCAAGCAUCUUUAGGCAUGAAGGGAAGCUAGAUCAUGAGGAAUCAAUCUUUUAUUCCAUUGUGCACAAUAUACUAGUUGAGAGGUGGGCCAAAAGUAACACUCCUCUUCAUUGCCUUGCACAUUCUUUGAAUCCAAGGUAUUAUAGUUCAACGUGGCUUGAUGAAAAUCCCAAUCGUGUCCCUCCUCAUAGGGAUGAAGAAAUUUCAAGUAUGAGAAACAAGUGCUUCAAGAAAUACUUUCCAAAUUUAGAGGAGAGAAUGGUUGUCAAUGUGGAAUAUGCCAAGUUUUCAAGAGGUUUGGAUAUGUUUGGAGAUUUUGACUCAAAGAUUGAUAGAGGAGUAUUGGAUCCACUUAUUUGGUGGUUUACAGAUGGGUCUCCUGCUCCUAUGCUUCAAUCUUUACCAUUAAAAUUGCUUGGCCAGCCAUGUUCCUCAUCAUGCUGUGAAAGGAAUUGGACCACCUACUCCUUUAUUCACUCCAUGAAAAGAAACAAAAUGACACCACAACGUGCUGAAGAUUUGGUUUUUGUGCACAACAAUCUUCGUCUCCUAUCAAGGAGAAGUCAACAGUACAUUGAAGGAGAAUCUAAGUUAUGGGAUGUUGGUGGAGAUGCUUUUGAUUCAUUGGAGGGUGCAGGCUUACUUGAAAUUGCAAGCCUUUCUCUUGAUGAACCAGAUAUGGAAGCUGUGAUAUUCACUGAUGAAGGGGAACAAGUUGAACCUAUUGAUGUUGAAGACUCUUAG
Molecule: messenger RNA, 1449 nt
Organism: Camellia sinensis
Lineage: Eukaryota; Viridiplantae; Streptophyta; Magnoliopsida; Ericales; Theaceae
Source: RefSeq, a predicted model, not a curated record